AUGCUGAAGGAGCAGACCACACGGGAGCACCCACCAACCACUCUCGGUGGUCGCAUAAAAGGACACAGCAUCGACCACCUAGGAGCUAUCGACGAGGACUCAAUUCCUAUGCGAGUGACGUACACAGGCACUGUGAAGUGGCAUCCUCCGGGCGUACUUGUUGUUUCCUGUGACAUGGACACAACGUACUUCCCAUUUGACAGACAGAUUUGUUCAAUCGAAUUGACGAGCUUCGGUUACACAGUCCUUGAGGUAAACCCGUUAAGUUCCCGCGGAAUGCUCACGGAUUACUUCCAGAAAAGCGGAGACUGGAGUCUGGGCCAGCUCAGCACGACCACGUCCACAUACGAGGACAACGGUCUCGACUAUGGAAAGAACAAGAACCAGCAAGCUGUGAUUCUCGUGACGCAUGAAGGCAUGAGAUUAACUCACGGAAGGAGGCCGAUAUUGAAAUACAGUUUUAAAAGUUUUAGUUCAAAUGAAAACACGAACCCAGUCCACCUGGUUUCUGCCUUUCAGAUUACGUAUGAGGUCGUCAUGGUCCGACGGUCUGAUUUCUAUUGGCUCAAUGUUGUCUUCCCUGUGAUUGUCAAUGGCAUUCUGACGAUCUUCCUCUUCCUACUGCCCGCUGAGAGCGGAGAGAGGAUUGGCUACUCUCUCACGGUGUUACUGGCAUUCGUUGUCCUGAUGACCUUACUGGCGGCAGACAUGCCAACCUCGGCCAAACACACGUCUUUGCUGGGUGAGACUCACGCAUUUAUUGUUAGGCAGUCGCAUUUACAGUAAGUUUUAAUACCACGCAUUUUGCACUCCCGUAAGCAUAGUGUAUACAGCAGCAUUCGAGAAGAAACUUGGAAUUGUAUUCACACGUGUUAAAGCCUUACACCAUUCAUUCAUGCAACACCCCAAUAAGGAACAUGAACUAUGCAGUAUUUAACACAGUAAUAUUUCAUACGAUAGGAGUUGCUCGAGAUAAUAAAUGGUAACCCCAAAAUAACCUUAUUAAAUCACGCUCGGCAAUGAUGUGUGAAAUCGAAGAAACUUAA
Aplysia californica (California sea hare) is the source of this 1046-nucleotide messenger RNA. RefSeq names its product acetylcholine receptor subunit alpha-1-B. Gene Ontology annotation, biological process: regulation of membrane potential; chemical synaptic transmission; monoatomic ion transmembrane transport. The record is from RefSeq and is a predicted model, not a curated record. Lineage: Eukaryota; Metazoa; Mollusca; Gastropoda; Aplysiida; Aplysiidae. Bases 1 to 786 code for a protein of 261 amino acids. The transcript has 5 exons. Gene Ontology annotation, molecular function: transmembrane signaling receptor activity; extracellular ligand-gated monoatomic ion channel activity; neurotransmitter receptor activity. Gene Ontology annotation, cellular component: membrane; synapse; neuron projection.